AUGUUGAAAGCUGUUGUGGAUGGAUGCUCACAAGGAGCACUAAUUACGGAGAAUGCCUUUCAAAAAUUAGGCACUCGCGGUGAAAAUGUGCGAGCGGAUGUUGAAGGCGUCGGUGUUUGUGGACAAACAGCGAAGAAAAGCACAUCAAUCACAGUGCAACCGCAUUUUUCUGAUAGUUAUUCGUUACAAACGGAUGUCAUCGUGCUGAAAAAAAUAACGAAUCUCGCAUGUUUCAAAGACAAUCUGGGGAAAUAUGAGCAUUUGCAGAAUUUGUUGUACGCUGACCCCACCGAAAAUGACGAAGGCAAUAUUGAUUUAUUGUUGGGUGUUGCUGAAUUCACGAAAAUCGUUAAAAGUGGCUUGAUCAAAGGCCGCGAAGAUGAACCAAUCGCUAUGAACACGGAAUUGGGAUGGCUCAUUAUGGGUCCGCAAAAUGACAACACACAGCGAACGACGAAAAUAACCGCAUUGAUUUCUAAUGUGGAAAUCGAAAAACGAUUAAAAAACUUUUUUACGGCUGAAAAUAUUGACAGCGAAGACGAAAAUGAAGACGGAAUGACUGCAGAAGAGCAGUAUUGUGAAGAUGUAUUUGUGAAAACAACGAAGAGAGAAGCGGACGGGCGUUUUGUUACAGCAAUUCCAUUUAAAAACGGACAAGAGCCAAAGUUCGGCGACUCAAAAAAAGCAGCGUUAGCGACGUUGUUUCAAUUAGAAAAACGUUUCGAAAAACAUCCAAAAGUGAAGCAACAGUAUGUGGAGGCAAUGACCGAAGCAAUUGCAAGCGGUCAUAUGAAAUUGAUUGAAAAUGUGCCAGAGCAGGCAUAUUAUGUGCCUCACCAUGCAGUUUUGAAACAAAGUUCAACGACACAAUUGCGACCGGUGUACAAUGCAUCGAAAAAAUCGUCAAACGGAUUUUCGCUAAACGAGCAAGUUGCCAUAGGCAAAAUGGAUCAACCUGACAUGUUAACAAUUAUUCUUCGUUGGCGAAAAUUUAAAUUUGGAAUUUUAGCUGACUUAGAAAAAAUGUACAAACAAGUAAAAAUUCCACCAGAGCAAUAUCAUUUGCAGUUGAUAUUGUGGCGCGCAGAGCCAAAUGAAAAAAUAAAAACGUAUGCAAUGACGACUGUAACCUUUGGAGUCGCAACGUCACCGUAUUUGGCAAUUAGAGUGCUAAAAGAAAUUGCAAAAUUAGCCGAAACGGACCGACCGAUGGCAGCAGAAGCCAUCAGAAGUGAAUUGCUUAAAUUGAACGUGUUCUUGGAUGAAAAUGAGUUGCUUCGUGUCGGCGGACGAAUUAAGAACAAAGACAUGCCGUUUGAUAUGCGGCAUCCAAUUCUAAUCCCAAAAAAAAGCGAAAUCGCCAAGUUGUUGAUUCGUUAUGUCCAUGCCGACAAUUUUCAUACGGGACCUAAACUCGUAGAAUCAAUAAUGCGAAAGAAAUAUUGGAUCAUAAACGGUCAUUCGACGAUAAAAAAUCAAACGACAAAAUGUGUCAUAUGUCGUAAAUACCGACCAAAAGUAUCACAUCAAAUGAUGGGUGAUUUACCCACGACACGAACAACAGUUGUAAGCAAACCAUUCACCAACACCAUGGUAGAUUUUACAGGCGAAGUGCAUGUAAAAAGUUCGAAUUUGAGAAAUGCUAAAACAACGAAAGCCUACAUAUGCAUUUUUGUUUGUAUGGCCACAAAGGCCAUACACAUAGAAGUAGUAAGCAAUAUGACGGCUGAGGCAUUUAUAGCAGCUCUACGACGUUUCAUCGCGAGAAGAGGUGAAGUAAAAACAAUGAACAGUGACAACGGUACCAAUUUCGUUGCGGCAAAUCGUUUGUUGCAUGAAUUAACGCAAAAAGAAAGGGAAGAGUUCAACGAAGAAGUUGUUAACGAAUUUACGAGCCAAGGCAUUACUUGGAAAUUCUCGCCACCACGAGCGCCACAUUUCAACGGCUUAGUGGAGGCGGGCGUAAAAACAAUAAAAACCCAUUUUAAGAAGGCGUUGGGAGAUAAAAAAUUCACAUUCGAAGAGUUAUCAACGGUUUUAACUCAAAUAGAAGCAGCGGUGAAUUCACGACCACUAAUUCCAAUGUCCUCUGACCCCAAUGAUAACACGAUUUUAACUCCAGCUCAUUUCCUGUUAAAUUCACAUCCGAUGGCAAUCGCGAGUGAAAAUUUGGACGAG
Sitodiplosis mosellana (orange wheat blossom midge) is the source of this 2178-nucleotide messenger RNA. RefSeq lists its product as uncharacterized. Gene Ontology annotation, biological process: DNA integration. NCBI's taxonomy places the organism in Eukaryota, Metazoa, Arthropoda, Insecta, Diptera, Cecidomyiidae. The record is from RefSeq and is a predicted model, not a curated record. The annotation marks the transcript as partial. Gene Ontology annotation, molecular function: nucleic acid binding. The transcript has 2 exons.